AUGCUCAACCUUGUCCGCUUUUCCGCGCGAUCGGGGCUGCGUUCUGUCCGAUGCAAUUCCACGGCAACCAGCGGAGCUCCUCCACUGCUGGCCAAGCUUCGUUCUGACCUGAAAGAUGCUAUGAAGGCAAAAGACACCGCGAGAUUGAAUGUGCUGCGAACUGUCAUAUCGGAGAUAAAUAAUGCUUCUAAAACUUCCUCUCCUAUCCAGACCGAUUUACAAUUGUUAUCGUUAAUACGCAAGAGGAUAGCCCUAGCAAAAGAUGCCGGUCAACAGUUUUUAGAAGCCAAUCGGGCCGACCUCAAGGAGAAGGAAGAUGCGCAGAUUGCUGUCUUGGAGGAAUACGCCAGCCAGGUUAAAACAAUGAGUACUGAAGAAAUACAGAGCGCCGUCUCUCAGGCCAUCUCCCAGUUGCAAGGCGAGGGUAAGAAGGCUGACGUCGGGAGCGUCCUCAAGACCUUGUUUGCGCCCGGAGGCAUUUUGGAUGGCAAGCCGGCGGAAAGAGCCGAGGUUGCACGAAUUGUCAAGGAGACAGUUGCGAAACCUUGA
Molecule: messenger RNA, 549 nt
Organism: Rasamsonia emersonii CBS 393.64
Lineage: Eukaryota; Fungi; Ascomycota; Eurotiomycetes; Eurotiales; Trichocomaceae
Exons: 2
Coding region: 1-549 (182 amino acids)
Cellular component (GO): mitochondrion
Molecular function (GO): carbon-nitrogen ligase activity, with glutamine as amido-N-donor
Source: RefSeq, a predicted model, not a curated record